This is a messenger RNA of Fusarium tjaetaba, 1338 nucleotides long. Its product is annotated as Zn(II)2Cys6 transcription factor. The transcript is spliced from 3 exons. Gene Ontology annotation, molecular function: DNA-binding transcription factor activity, RNA polymerase II-specific; transcription cis-regulatory region binding; zinc ion binding. Gene Ontology annotation, biological process: positive regulation of transcription by RNA polymerase II. Lineage: Eukaryota; Fungi; Ascomycota; Sordariomycetes; Hypocreales; Nectriaceae. The coding region runs from base 1 to 1338 and encodes 445 amino acids. The record is from RefSeq and is a predicted model, not a curated record. Gene Ontology annotation, cellular component: nucleus.
AUGAAGACUCUGCAAGACUGCAAGACUUGUUCCCUGCGCCGCAUUCGCUGCGACCAUACUACCCCGCAUUGUCUGAAGUGCACGGGACGAGGACUGUCCUGUCCUGGAUACAAACGCCAGAUCCGAUGGGUCAACUCGAUUGCGAGCCGUGGCAAGUUCAAGGGACUCCCAGCACCCACUCUUGAACCAGCCACUCUUCCGUCUCCAGAAGCUGUCCCUAGCACAGUCCAAUCUCGCCAUGACAAACUCGAUGAGCCAUCCCAAGAAGCGGUAGAUCAGUUGAUAGAAUAUUUUACUCUGGAGCUCGCCCCGAAGAACGUAUGGGUGCACUCACCAGAGAAUGGGUACACGCGCCUCGUCGUUCGUCUGGCGCAUACACAGCCUGCCCUGCGGUAUGCUAUCAUCGGGCUAUCAGCUGCUCACCAAAGCUAUGCGUCGGCCAGCACAACAAGCGGUUUCUCGCAAAAGGCCCAUCUCAAGGCCAUCACAUUGAUCACUGACCAAAUCCGAACCUUGACUAGCAUGGGAAACCAAACACUACCCACAGGGCACCGAGAAGCCACAGAUGCAGUGCUUGCGGCUACCCUCGUGGUGUGCAAUCACUCUCUCCUGGACUGCAGCACGGCUGAUGCAGUUUUCCACUUGAGAGCUACGAGAACUCUGAUAAAGUCUCACUUGACCAAAGGAACUACUGAUAAUGAACUCUUCACCUUUAUCGCGAACCAAGUCGCAAGUCUUGACAUAAUGGCAUGUACUACCCUUUUUGAUCCCGAUCUUGUCCGAGAUGUCGUUAUGCCCAGGAUCACCGCUGUCUCGACAUCGUCAAAUAGCGAAGGAACUCCUGGUAGUGACCCUGAGUUUCUCGAGGAGCUCGAAGACGAACUUGAACUCGCCAGAGCAGCUACAUAUAUGGCAGUUGGACGGACAUUGAAGCCUUCCAGAGACGCUCAUCUCUCGGACACAACUCUUCUUAUCGAGGCCUUUCACCAAGCGGGGCUGAUAUAUGCUUGCAGACGACUUGGGGUUGGAAGCAUUGGGGGCUUUGAAGAAGUUCACCGGUCUAAAUUAUUCAGGCUACUCGAAAAGGCUAUCACUAGAGGAAGCUAUCUACCAGGUCUAUCAUGGCCUAUCUUGAUGGCUGGGAUUUCUUGUCAUGGAUACCAUGAUAGGAUUCAACUUGUCCGUCAACUGUGUCACGAUCUGGUCAGGAGCUCUCCUUUCCAGUACUACUCUAAUAUUCUGCGCUUUCUCGAGGAGUUUUGGGAAAGUUCAGAUGAUGAUUGGAUUCUUGUGGCUCGAGCGUGGGAGAAUAGAGGUGAGCCUCUAUUAGCAAUGUGA